AUGAAACAUACUGAAAUAAAGAACCAGACUGUCAUUACAGAGUUCCUAUUAGUUGGUCUAACAAAUUCCUUUGAAAUACAAACUCUUCUCUUGUGGGUAUUCAUAUUAAUAUAUGCUAUGGCUCUAGCUGGCAAUUCUCUCCUCAUCUUUACCAUAUGGAGAUGCAGGAAACUUCAUACUCCUAUGUACUUCUUGCUCCUCAAUUUGUCCUUUGUAAAUGUGUUCUCUAUCUCCAUUACAAUUCCCAAACUUAUCCAGACUCUUUUGGUCCAUCAUAAGAGCAUCUCAUUUUACGGCUGCAUUGCACAGGCAUAUCUGUUCAUCUGGGCUUUAGGAACUGAACUUCUCCUUCUAUCGUUUAUGGCAUUUGACCGCUGCUAUGCUGCUAUCUGCCAUCCUUUGCAGUAUACAGUCAUUAUGAGGAAAGAACUAUGCAUCGUGAUGGCAGCAGGAGUGUGGGUUGCUGGGAUGGUCAAUUCAGCAGUUCAUGCGGUACUUCUAUUAGAGCUGUCAUUUUGCAGCUCCAAUGUCAUCAACCACUUUUUCUGUGACUUACCACAACUUUUUAAGCUCUCUUGCUCUGACACCAGCCUUAAUGAGACCAUGACAUUUGCCUCAGAUGUGGUCUUUGGUAUUGGUUGCUGUGGGUUGACCCUAACAUCAUAUUGGUUUAUUCUGAGAGCUAUCUUCCGAAUCCGCUCCACCGAAGGAAAGAAGAAAGCUUUCUCAACCUGUUCUUCCCACCUGAUUGUUGUCAGUUUUUACUUUUCAGCUGUCAUCUACACAUAUAUCAGGCCAACCUCUGUAUACUCUUUAGACAAUGACAAGCUAGUCUCUCUGCUUUAUUCUGUGGUAACCCCAGUUGUUAACCCCAUCAUAUAUUCCUUGAGAAACAAAGAGGUCAAGAAAGCACUCAAAACACUUAUUGGAAGUGGUGGAAAGCGGCUGGAGUCAACGUUUCCUCGAGACGUACACCUCGACCAGCCGGCAACUAGGACGAUCACGGACGGUCCUGGGGCUAACCGGGCACCCAGCUACGCGGAGUGCUGGUGCUGCCCAACCGAUCCAGCGCAGGCGCAGGUGUGGGAACUUCCAAGUGCUUCGUGA
Molecule: messenger RNA, 1107 nt
Organism: Sphaerodactylus townsendi
Lineage: Eukaryota; Metazoa; Chordata; Lepidosauria; Squamata; Sphaerodactylidae
Product: olfactory receptor 13G1-like
Biological process (GO): G protein-coupled receptor signaling pathway
Cellular component (GO): membrane
Molecular function (GO): G protein-coupled receptor activity; olfactory receptor activity
Source: RefSeq, a predicted model, not a curated record